This is a messenger RNA of Phanerochaete carnosa HHB-10118-sp, 1476 nucleotides long. RefSeq lists its product as uncharacterized. The record is from RefSeq and is a predicted model, not a curated record. The transcript has 13 exons. Bases 1 to 1476 code for a protein of 491 amino acids. Gene Ontology annotation, molecular function: iron ion binding; oxidoreductase activity, acting on paired donors, with incorporation or reduction of molecular oxygen; monooxygenase activity. Lineage: Eukaryota; Fungi; Basidiomycota; Agaricomycetes; Polyporales; Phanerochaetaceae.
AUGACUCUCUCCACUAUCCUGGCUAUGUUUAUGCUACGUCGAAAACGAAGGCCUUUCCCUCCUGGACCACGUGGACUGCCAAUCUUAGGGAACAUUCAGGAUUUUACGUGCGGAUUUGAAUGGAUCCGCUUCGGCACGUCCAUGAAACACCAUUUUGGAGAUGUCCUGGGCUUUCGUAUUUUGCGCAACACAAUUGUGGUGCUGAACAGUGCCAAAGCAGCCAGGGAUCUUCUGGACAAGCGAGGCCACCUCUACUCCAGUCGACCUGUACUAACCGUAGUUGGAGAGCUGAUGGGGCUUGACCGGUCGAUGCCGCUGCUGCCAUAUGGCUCUGAAUGGAGGAAGUGCCGUAAACUGGAACAUAUUGCGCUCAACGCGACGGCAGUGAAGCAGUAUCGUCCUAUGUUAGAACACUUUUCAGCCAUGCUCGCUCUCGAUAUUCUCGGGGAUCCCGACAAUUUCUAUGAGCUGACUCGGUUAUGUGCUUCCAGGAUCAUCCUCUCUGUGACAUAUGGUCUUUCAGCGCGUGUCACAGACUCUGAGUACAUUACGCUCGCUGAGGACACCAUGCGGAUCGUGACCUCGUCUAUUCGCCCAGGCGCAUAUCUAUGUGACCUGAUUCCAAUUAUGAAGUACUUACCAGGUUGGGUUCCUUUCCAGCGUGAAGCGCGGCAUGGUCGAAACAUGAUAGAACGAUUUGUGUACACGCCCUUCGAACGCGCAAAGGAAGCUAUAGCUAUGGGCAGCGCUGGGCCCUCCCUUACUCGCGAUCUUCUCACCAGCAUUCCGGCAGACUCGCUGACCACGGAGAUAGAAGAGCGUAUCAAGUGGACAACAGGUGCGCUCUUGAUCAUGACCACAGCUGGUGGAGAAUCGACGUUUGGCACUCUGGCGGUUUUUAUGAUAGCUAUGGCGGUCAAUCGCGACAAACAAAUUCGGGCACAAGAGGAGAUUGAUUCGGUGAUCGGUGCAGAACGACUCCCUAACAUCCCUGACAGAGGCCGCUUACCGUAUGUGGAUGCGCUCAUUCAAGAAGUCAUGCGUUGGCACCCCAUUCUUCCUCUCAGUAUCACACGCCGGGCGGACGCCGAAGAUGAAUAUGAGGGUUACGUUAUUCCCAAGGAUACAAUCGUGUCCCCAAAUCUUUGGGCUAUUGCAAUGGAACCGAACCCAAAGUACCCACCCGAACAAUUCAUUCCAGAACGCUUCCUAGACAAAGAGUAUCCCACACCCAAUCCCACCACGUGGGCAUUUGGGUUUGGAAGAAGGAUCUGUCCGGGGAAGACACUCGCGGAAGAAUCAGUUUUCGUUCUGAUAUCCACUUUACUUGCGACGCUCGACAUCCAGGCACCACCUGAAGGCCUUGUUCCGAAAUUCGAAUCUCGUGCUGUUUGCCUUCCUAAACGUUUUAACUGCGUGUUUAAGGCGCGCUCGCUCGACAAGUUUGAGUUGCUCCGCGGCGCUGCCGCCCUGUAG